UCGGAUUGCAGUAGCAAAAGUCAACCAGAGUAACCUACCCUUUCUGUUUUGGAAACUGACGCCGGGCAGGUGCUUGUUUUGGCUUGCAGUACAGAGAAACCAGAAUUAUGGAGAUAACAGUACUUCAUCCAAGAUCUGGGAAGACCCUGGCCACAUUAACCAAUAUUUCCACAGGGUCCAGUAUUUCUGAUGUGAAAAGAGAGUAUGAGAAGAAAUUUCCCAAGUAUUACCCGACCCGUCAGGCAUUUAAAAGUGAUCCUAAGGGAAAGACACUCAAAGAUGAUGUGAGAUUGAACAGUAUAGACUUCACAAAGCCAGGAACUUUAUACUUCAAAGAUCUCGGGCCGCAAGUCGGCUGGACCACA
Messenger RNA from Pecten maximus, 365 nucleotides. Its product is annotated as very-long-chain enoyl-CoA reductase-like. The annotation marks the transcript as partial. The record is from RefSeq and is a predicted model, not a curated record. The transcript is spliced from 5 exons. Lineage: Eukaryota; Metazoa; Mollusca; Bivalvia; Pectinida; Pectinidae.